Messenger RNA from Meira miltonrushii, 795 nucleotides. RefSeq lists its product as uncharacterized. Gene Ontology annotation, biological process: mitochondrial translation. Gene Ontology annotation, molecular function: structural constituent of ribosome. Bases 1 to 795 code for a protein of 264 amino acids. NCBI's taxonomy places the organism in Eukaryota, Fungi, Basidiomycota, Exobasidiomycetes, Exobasidiales, Brachybasidiaceae. Gene Ontology annotation, cellular component: mitochondrial small ribosomal subunit. The record is from RefSeq and is a predicted model, not a curated record. The transcript has a single exon.
AUGAAGUUACAGGGAUCACUAGGCCGAUCAAGCGUAUGCUCCGGCUCAUCUUCCCGACAAUUCUCAUCUUCAACAAUCGUACAAGCCAAACCAAGAAGACAAAAAAUAUCACAAGAUCCGCAUGCUUUAGACAAGAUGAAAAAGUUUGAAUUUGAUGAUAUUCCAACGGCAGGACAUUUUUUAUUAGAUCGUAAAAGACAAUUGCUACAUUAUGCUCGUUUGGCAGAAUGGGAAAUGCCAAAAUUAGCACAAUUCAAAAAACAAUACAUACCCCCAACAAACGAACAAAUUUUGCGCGUUAAACAAAUUCAUUAUCAAGGAGAAGCUCAUCCUGUCACACGUAAAGCAGUUGUAACGGUUCAAGUUAGCGAUUUGUUCAAGGGGGAUUAUCUAUCUUCGAGAGAUGCAAGGAAGAAGUUCUUAUUGUUGGCCGGACCGCGUUGGAACCCGUUUGAGGAAAAGAAGGAUAUGAUCCAGCAAUCCAACAAAAGGAUUGAUAUUUUCGGUGACCAUGCAAAGCUCGAGCGUAAAGCUCUUGAUAACGGUGGUUUUGGAGUAGUGAAAAUUAGCUGUGAACGAUUCCCGAACUCGCAGAUGAAUUUGAAGUGGUGUAGUGAUGCGGUCGACAGCCUGAUAGCCGAAGCAAACAAAGAUGCAGAAGCUGUCAAGGAUGUACCUUUGGAUCUAAGGCAUGCACAAGCACAAGAACGAAGCAGAGCAAACCUGGACAGAAAAAGUGCACCAACUAUAAGAGAUUUUCCAAAAGAAUGGUUGCAGAAGUCAUCUUCGGCUUAA